GUAAUUUCAGCAAAAAAUCAAUAACCAUUUCUCCACCACCUAAAAUAAACACCAAGGAAAAUCACUACUAAUAAAUAAUAAUCAUACUCUUUCACACUUCAUAAUAAAUUUCUCUGCCAUGGCCUAACCUCAAAACGUUCCCACCAUGGCCCCUUCCUUCCUCAGCCUCGUUUCCCUUUACAGCCUUUACCUUCGCCGUUGCUUCACCUCCUCCGGCCUCACCUCACAAACCCUCGACUUGAAAAACGGAACAACAAUCCACUUCUGGGGUCCCAACCCCGAUCAAAUCACCCUCCAAAAACCUUCACUCGUUCUUAUUCACGGCUUCGGCCCCGUCGCUAUCUGGCAGUGGCGCAAACAGGUUCAAUUCUUCGCCCCUCACUUUCAUGUCUACGUUCCUGACCUCAUCUUUUUCGGAAAUUCCACAACGAAGUCCGCAGAAAGAUCAGAGGUUUUUCAAGCGCUUUCUGUCGGGAAGUUGCUGGAAAGCAUCGGUGUGAAAAAGUUCUCCGUUAUGGGCACCAGCUACGGCGGGUUCGUGGCGUAUCAUAUGGCGAAAAUGUGGCCGGAUAAGGUGGAGAAAGUCGUGAUUGCGAGCUCCGGUGUUAACAUGAAACGCAGUGAUAACGACGCCUUGUUGAAGAGGGCGAAACUGCAGAGUAUCGAGCAUCUUAUGUUGCCGGAAACGCCGUCGCAGUUGAGGACGUUAACCGGCUUAGCCGUCUCCAAGAAACUCAGUAUCAUUCCUGAUUUUUUCCUCAAUGAUUUUGUUGAGAAAUUGUACUCAAACAACAGGAAGGAGAAGAUGGAACUCCUAAAGGGACUCACCCUUGGAAAGGACGAUACUGCAAACCUUUCCCCACUUCAACAGGAUGUGUUGAUCCUAUGGGGAGACCAAGACCAGAUAUUUCCUUUGAAGAUGGCUACUGAACUGAAGGAGCUUCUAGGGGAGAAGGCGAGGCUGGAAGUAAUAGAAAAGACGUCCCAUGUGCCCCAAAUUGAGAACCCUCAAUUGUUCAACAACAUUGUCAAAAAUUUCUUAUGUGCCCCCUGAUUAAAUUGAUGUAAUGAGAUGUGGGUUUUCAUUAAACUAGCCAGAGGCUAAACCAAUUGCUGCAUGUAAUGCUUGGGUGAAUUUGGAAAAGCGAUGACUUGCUCAUGGCAUGGAAUUUUAUUUA
Molecule: messenger RNA, 1178 nt
Organism: Pistacia vera
Lineage: Eukaryota; Viridiplantae; Streptophyta; Magnoliopsida; Sapindales; Anacardiaceae
Exons: 4
Coding region: 146-1054 (302 amino acids)
Molecular function (GO): catalytic activity
Source: RefSeq, a predicted model, not a curated record